Messenger RNA from Oncorhynchus tshawytscha (Chinook salmon), 4710 nucleotides. RefSeq names its product prickle-like protein 2. The transcript has 9 exons. NCBI's taxonomy places the organism in Eukaryota, Metazoa, Chordata, Actinopteri, Salmoniformes, Salmonidae. Gene Ontology annotation, molecular function: zinc ion binding. The record is from RefSeq and is a predicted model, not a curated record. Bases 502 to 3231 code for a protein of 909 amino acids.
CCUAGCUCUCAGUUGUGCUCAAAGAAAUCUCAUUACACACACACAUGCCAUUUAUGUAGAGGAUGCCAACCCAACUUGAAGGUACUGGUCUGUUGUGGUGCUCCCUUGCUAUCUUUGCCUCUGAGCAGCCUUGAUGAGAGACACAGAGCCUGGAGGGAAAUGAAAGAGAGAGGUAGAGAGAAAGAGAGAGAAUAACAGAGUGAGGGAGAGAGAGCUUUCAGCCUCCAGUCUUGCCUCUCCUCUGUCUGCUGCUGCUCCUGCUGCUGCUGCUUCAUUUCAGCCAGAGCCAGAGGCUGGGCUGGUGUUUUUCUCAGUUAACUACAGAUAGACAGAGCAGUGAGUUGUGAACAGUACAGUACUUCUGUCACACCACUGCCAUGACUCUACUGACGUGAGUCAGAAGAGAGAGUUCCCCCUGUCCACCACCUCUUUACGGCUACAGCUACAGAGAAGACUGGCGUCCACUCUAAGAGUCCCAGUGAGGAGCAUGUGGUGAGGGCCAUGUCUCUGGAGAUGGAGAAGAGUGUCACUAAGUUGAUGUACGACUUCCAGAGGAACUCUACUUCUGACGACGACUCAGGCUGCGCGCUGGAGGAAUACGCCUGGGUGCCCCCUGGCCUCAGCCCUGAACAGGUGCAUCAGUAUUACAGUUCUCUACCUGAGGACAGGGUGCCGUAUGUGAACAGCCCAGGAGAGAAGCACCGCAUCAAACAGCUGAUUCACCAGCUGCCCCCGCACGACAACGAGGUCCGGUACUGUAACGCGCUGGACGACGAGGAGAAGAGGGAGCUCAAGCUCUUCAGUAACCAGAGGAAAAGGGACAACCUGGGCCGAGGCAAUGUCCGCCCUUUCCCACUGUCCAUCAGUGGGGCCAUCUGUGAACAGUGUGGGGGCCAGAUAAAUGGAGGGGACAUUGUGGUGUUUGCGUCACGGGCAGGCCACGGCCUGGUGUGGCAUCCUCACUGCUUUGUGUGCAGCAUGUGUGAGGAGCUCCUGGUGGACCUCAUCUACUUUCACCAGGAAGGGAAGAUCUACUGCGGCCGGCACCAUUCAGAGAUGCUCAAACCCCGCUGCUGUGCCUGCGAUGAGAUUAUUUUUGCUGAUGAGUGCACAGAGGCAGAGGGCAGGCACUGGCACAUGAAGCACUUCUGCUGCUAUGAGUGUGAGGCUCCGCUGGGCGGCCAGCGCUACAUCAUGAAGGAUGGACGUCCACACUGCUGCCACUGCUUCGAGUCCCUGUAUGCAGAGUACUGUGACGCCUGCGGUGAACACAUAGGCAUUGACCAGGGCCAGAUGACAUAUGACGGGCAGCAUUGGCACGCCACAGAGGAGUGUUUCUGCUGUGCCCGCUGUAAGCGUUCCCUCCUGGGGCGCCCCUUCCUGCCCAAACAGGGACAGAUCUACUGCUCACGCUCCUGCAGCGCCGGACAGGACCCAGACGAGUCAGACUCAUCUGACUCGGCCUUCCAGAGUGCCCGCUCCCGUGAGUCUCACCACAGCAUCAAGAUUCUAAAACCGGAGCGCCGAAAUGCCGAGCAGGAGCGUCGCCAGCCAGCGCCCAUGACUGAUCGUCUAUCUGUUGAGGUGGACCCCCUGUCUAUCCAGAUGGACCGUCUGAGCCUUGGCUCUAGCCAGACACCCAGUCGAACACCCAGCCGCACACCCAGUCACGCCCCCAGCCGCACCCCUAGUCUCAACCAAGUGUGGAUGAGCCGGGAUGAACCUUACCCCCCAGCCUAUGAGACAGCCAACGAGGGCUCCCAGCAGGAUACCUCUCCAACCCCCAAUUCCCUGCUCCUGGGCCUGUGUAACCCCAGGAAAGGCUACAGCCCCAGCUCCCACAACCCCCUGCCCCCAGCCCAGAGCCCUGUCAACCCAGGAAAAAGGCCUGAGUCCAGAGCUAAAGUGCAGGGCAACACGAAGCGAACGCCCAUGGCGGCACUGAGGGGUCAAUCCUUCCAGGACAACUGGAUCCACCACAGCCAAGACGAGUUCCGCCCACCCAAGCUGAGGACCCAGAUGAGCUUCAACGAGGUGUCCAGCCAAGGCCAGGGCUUCUCGGACAAGAGGAACAUCAGCAUGCAUGGCUUCCAGAGGGACAGCAGGCCCCCCCUGACCAGGACCAGGAAAGCAAUGAGCAAUGGCAUGAGCUUCACAGAGCCCCUCACCCCUCUGGAACAGACCCCCCGAGGAUCUAUGGAGUCUCUGGCCCUGUCCAAUGCUACAGGUAACUCACUGGAUGGGGUAAGUAAGCGUCAAGAGCACCUGUCCCGAUACUCCAUGCCAGACCUUAGUAAGGACUCUGGGAUGAAUGUGUCUGAGAAGAGUAACAUUGGCACACUGGGUUCCUCUGUCCAGUUCCGCAGCUCUGAGUCCCUGACCUCUCGGCCCUACGGGUACCUGAAUGCGCCUGUGCAGGUGGGGUACCCCCUGGGGUACUGGGAUUCCCCCCAGCCCCUGGCCUUUAAGGGUACAGGUCACGUGGGCCUAAUAGGGAGUAGUGGUAACCUCCGCAUGACCCCCAUGAGUGAGAGGAUCCCUCGUCGUCGGCCGAAUGGGCCAGAGCCCAUACAGCAACAACAACCAACACAAUCACGGCGACGCAAACACCGUGGGAAUGGUAAUGAUGGAAACGGCAACCACCGCAGCAGCGGUCGCCACUACCGGCGUUCUCGACGCUCACGCUCUGACAAUGCCCUCCACCUGACGGCCGACCGGGGAAGUCAUAUGAUGGAACCCUCGCACCGUCGUGUUCAGGAGGACUAUGAACGUUUCCCCGCCGGCCGUACCGCCCGGGACCUGUUUGGGGUGGAGGGCAUAGGCGGGUACAGACAGCAGCCUUACAGACCCUGCCCCCGCACCACCUCAGACCUCACCCUGCACAAUGCAGUGGGGGGUGGGGGGAUGCAGUCGCUGGGCCUUGGGGGACCACACUUGGGUGGGGAGGGAUACGGGGAGGGGGCGGACCCCUGGUGCUCCAGCUGCUCCUCAUCCUCUGAGUCUGAAGAAGACGAGGGUUACUUCCUGGGGGAGCCCAUCCCCAGACCUGUCCAGCUACGCUACCUCCACAAUGAGGAGCUGCGCCACAGAUACAGCCCUACAGGGAUGGGAGGGAUGGGGGGCCACCAUGGACCCAUACAUGGACCCCUACAUGGAGGAAACCAAGGGCAGCUGCACGGACAGCUCCACAUGCGCCAGAGGAGGAAGAGCAAGAACUGCAUCAUCUCAUAGAGAGAGUUAGGGAUGGUGAGAAUGGAGAGAGAGGGAGUGGGAGGGUGACAGAGAAAAGAAAGUGAGAAAGAAAGGAAGGAGAGGGAGUGGGAGGGGGAGAGAGAAAGGGGGAGAGAGAGUAUAUGAAAGAGUGAUCGUGUGUGUGUCAAAGAGAGGCCUAUAUAUAUUUGAUGUGUGUGAGUUACACAACUAGCUCUAUGCGGGGGGGUAUACACCUACACAGUAUGAGCUAAUCAGGACAAGAAGCCUGCAAUGGAGUCAGGUGACUAACAAUUGGCAAAAACAUCACAUUUGUAUUGUUUACUGUUUAUUAUUAUAUAGCCCAAGAAAGGUUUCGGCAUUUGAUUGAUAAACAGAGUGUGCGUGUGUGUGUGUGUGUGUGUGUGUGUGUGUGUGUGUGUGUGUGUGUGUGUGUGUGUGUGUGUGUGUGUGUGUGUGUGUGUGUGUGUGUGUGUGUGUGUGUGUGUGCCUUCCACAGAUACAUAACAGAAAUAUGGGACUUAUUCAUAACAUUUUACUGCUGUAGUGAAUUUACCAGCUGUUAUUUAAAACCAGUUUAACAAUGUCUAGAAAUUGGAUUUAUGCAUGCAUAAUGUUCAGUACGUCAACAAGGCAUACAGAUAAUACAGCAAAUAAUUGCAAUUCAUGCUGGAGUUUAGCAACUCUUUAGCAUUAGUUUUUCUGUCUUGAAACCGACAAGGGAUAAAUUCACCAUGUCUGUAAAGUUGAAUGAAUGCUCCUAAAUGACUCAGUUUCAAAUAGGUAUUGGUACACAACUCCAAGAGCACUAAUGGCUGAAGUGCUCACAUAUUUUAUGUACCUACUGGACCUUGGAAAACCACCUGAGUGGACCCUCUCAUAGCAUUGACCAACCAAUGACUUAUAAUCAGUCCAUCACUUACUAAGGAGAACCAAAAACUGUCUGGCAAACACCACAGCCCUCCAAAACCAGUCAGCUGAAAGUGUGAUUGUGGACGAUGUGUGCUAGAUAGAUGCCAUACAGUGUUGUCGUUUACCUCAGUGGAAACCAAGAGCUGCUGGAUCUACAGUACAGUUGGCUAGCAGAUUGUGUUAUCAUCCUGUAUAAAUAGCCUUUGAACCUAACUACACUGCCCUGCUCUCCACGCUUACCAAGGACAGCUCUAGCCUACGCUCCUUGGCCAUUCAGGCACAGUAACGUCCUGUAUAGUCCUGUUUUCUCCCGCAACAUGCUUUGUUUUUCAACGUUAUAAUAUUACUACUAGAUGAAACAAAUAAUAACAAUAAUAAUACCUGUUAAAUGUAUAUAACAGUCAAAUAAAUGUUAUUUAAGUUUUGGAUGUAGUAAUGUAAAUGUUCUGUACAUAAUGGUCCUAAAUAUUUAUAUAUAUUUUGUAACUACAGAACCAUUAUUUGUAUAACAUGAUGUAGAGAUAGAAAAGGCUUGCAUGUUUAUUUGUUGAUGUUGUGUCAUAUUGGAAUUAAAGUGGAUUUCAAUGA